Pedinophyceae sp. YPF-701 is the source of this 2448-nucleotide messenger RNA. NCBI's taxonomy places the organism in Eukaryota, Viridiplantae, Chlorophyta, Pedinophyceae. The record is from the annotation of a GenBank genome assembly.
AUGGGCCGGAACCGGCGAGCGAACGCCCCAGGUCCUGCGCGCGACGCGCCGCCAGAAGCGUCAGAAGCGCCCGCGGCCAAGGGACCGUCCAUGGCACGCUACCUCGAGACGAUAUUCAAGGACUAUCAGGAGAAGCACGACGGAACAUCCACGGCCGGCAAUGACUCGGACCGCGAAUUCGACGUUCAGAAGUACGAGGACACGCUCGACGAGGUCGUGGGCGAGGGCGCGGGCUGCAUGAUCUGCCUCGAGGAUGUCGAGCGCGACGACGCGGUGUGGUCGUGCCGGGAGGGGUGCUACUGCGUAAUGCACCUGCAGUGUGCGCAGGGCUGGGCGCGGCAGCAGAUCGAUCUGGCCGCGAAGCACAUCAGGGAACGGCUGGACGCGUCGCGGUUCCCGACGGCGCAGCGGGCGGCCCACGACGCGGGGUGGGGGUGUCCCAAGUGUCGCACCGUGUACAAGGAAGUCCCCCAGGAGUACUAUUGCUUCUGCGGGGGUGUCAGGGACCCGGAGCCGGACCCGUGGAACCUGCCGCACUCCUGCGGAGAGCGAUGCUCGCGCGUCCUGCCCGGAUGCGGGCACGAGUGUUUGUUGCUGUGCCACCCAGGGCCCUGCCCGCGCUGCCCGCGCACAGUCAAGGCUACGUGCUACUGCGGCCGCGUCGCCACGCAGCGGCGCUGCGGCGCCGCCGCGUUCUCCUGCGGCGACGUGUGCGGGAAAACCCUCCCGUGCGGCCACGCGUGCGCCACGGCGUGCCACGAUGGCCCUUGCCCGCCAUGUCGACGACUCGGGGAGCACACGUGCCGCUGCGGGCGGCAGCGGCGGCGCGUGCCGUGCUGCGAGCUCCCCUGGAGCUGCGAGCGCCCGUGCGGGCGGCCGCUCGGCUGCGGCAAGCACACCUGCGAGCAGGUGUGCCACGAGGGCGCGUGCGAGGGGUGCGCGAUGGAGGGCCCGCGGAAGUGCCAUUGCGGGUCGUCAACGACCGCGGGACUGUCGUGCACGGACCCCACGCCGAGCUGCGGCGGCACGUGCGACAAGGAGCUGCCGUGCGGGCACCGGUGUCAGCAGCGGUGCCAUGCCGGGGGGUGUCAGACCUGCCUGGUGAUGGUGACCAAGGCGUGCGGGUGCGGGUCGACGCGCGCGGAGCUGCCGUGCUACAAGGAGGUGGCGUGCAAGAGCAAGUGCUCGCGCAUGCGGUCCUGCGGACGGCACCAGUGCAAGAAGCGGUGCUGUUCGGGCGACUGUCCGCCCUGCACCCAAGUCUGCGGCCGCAAGCUCCGCUGCGGCAACCACAAGUGCCAGGCCGACUGCCACGACGGCCCCUGCACCCCCUGCACCCUCCGAUCACGCGUCACGUGCGCCUGCGGCAGAUGCACUCGCAGCAUCGCGUGCGGUCGCGAAGCCGCCGCGACGCCCCCGUCCUGCCGGCGCCCGUGCGCGGUACCGCGUCUCUGUCGCCACGCAGCCGCCGCUCCGUCGCACCAGUGCCACUUCGGCCCGUGCCCCUCGUGCGAGGCAACCUGCGGCGAAGCGAUGCCGUGUGGACACACGUGCGGGCACCCUUGCCACGACGCGACGCCGCCGGCCGUCGCGGACUUCCAGCAGCCGUCGCCACCGGCGGCGCCGACCGAGGCCGGCAGCGCGGCGGCGCCGAGCGCGCGGGCGGAGCCGGCAGCGGCGCUGGCCGUGCGUGCUGCGCGCGCCAUGCCGCACACGGCCACCCCGUGCCCGCCGUGCCGCGUUCCAGUGCCGGUGGAGUGCAUGGGGGAGCACGGCACCGAGGAUGUGCCGUGCUGCGACGCCGCGCAGGCUCGUGCGCGCGGCCGCUCGUGUGGGGGGGUGUGUGGCGCAACUUUGGCUUGUACCCGGCACACGUGCGCCAAGCCGUGCCACGUGCGCGAUCCCAGCGCGCCGGGGGGCUCUUGCGAGGAGUGCGCGCGUCCCUGCGGCCGCGCCCUCGCGUGCGGGCACCCCUGCAAGGCCACGUGUCACCCGGGGGGGUGUCCGCUGUGUACGACCGACGUGGCGCUGCCGUGCCACUGCGGGCGCGGCGAGGUCUCGGUGCGGUGCGUGGACGUCCCUGGCGGCGACACCACCGCGCCGUCGCUCGCGCCGCUGCUGCGCUGCAAGCAGACGUGCGGCAGGCGGCUGCCGGGGUGUCCGCACUUCUGCACGCAGCGGUGCCACCCGGGGCUGGUUGACACGUGCUGUGAAUGUUCCCAGGGACACGCUGAGAUCGCCUGCGGCCCGGUUUGUGCCGAGCCUGUGCAUGUCUGUGCCCGUCUUCCGCACAUUGCUUGCUCGUUUCGCGUUCCUGACGUUGGCCGCGCGAAGCUGUCACCGAGUCGGCGCCGCGAACGCUCGGCCAGCGCCAGGAGGCUCCGCCCACGAGAUCAAGGAUGUCGCGAUGGUCCAACACAGUCGGUCACGCCUGUGCGCGCAGCGUGA